Messenger RNA from Uranotaenia lowii, 2812 nucleotides. RefSeq lists its product as uncharacterized. The transcript has 4 exons. Gene Ontology annotation, molecular function: phosphatidylinositol binding. NCBI's taxonomy places the organism in Eukaryota, Metazoa, Arthropoda, Insecta, Diptera, Culicidae. Bases 1097 to 2359 code for a protein of 420 amino acids. Gene Ontology annotation, cellular component: early endosome; extrinsic component of endosome membrane; late endosome. Gene Ontology annotation, biological process: protein targeting to lysosome; endosome to lysosome transport; early endosome to late endosome transport. The record is from RefSeq and is a predicted model, not a curated record.
UUUGCUGUGGAUUUUCAACAAACAUUAACAUUGUGUCCAGUCCUACAGUCGAAGAAGAGUCUCAACGUCGUACCUCAGCUAGGCAGCCAGCAGUUAUCUGUUCGGGUUCCGUCGUUUGGUUUGUGUUGUUGUUAUUGCUGUUGCCGUUGUUGAUUAUACAGUUUGCUGUUUUGCUACAUUCGUUGCACAUUUUACUGCUGGCUGCUACCAUUCAUUUCUGUAAGUCAAUUUUCUGCGAAAAGAAAUUCAUAAGGCGAGUUGGAUUCAGUAAUCGGGGUUUCUUUUUUUACACAGUUUUUUCGGCUCACGCAGCUACGUAGCAGUAAGCUAGCACACUGUAUUUACCUGAGCGAGCGAGCGACAAAGGUGUAGACACAUAUAUACGACGAGGAUCGAUCAAAACAUAGCGCUCCUCGGGUGAGGGCUAGUAGAGAAACUUCGAUCGAGACGAACGCUCUGGUUCAGCUAUACAGCUUUUAUUAGCACUCAACGCAUUCGCGUUUCAACAAAAGUAGGCAAAACACGUCGUCGUCAUCGUUGUUGCAAUUCAUAAUUUUCGACUGCUUGUAGAUUCAUUAACAGCUGAAGUUUCGGGCUAUUAGUUGAAGAGUUUAGGAAGAUUGGCAAAGUGCCCCUUUCCAAUUUCUAAGUUUGUUGGAAUACGUGACUGGGAAGUGUCGAGCGAAGAAUACAAGGAGCACUAGAAACGGCCCCACUUGGAACUUCGGCUGGUGGCAAAGACGUCGGUCAAUAAACAAAUUGGCUUACGUGUGUAGUAUUACUGCUGCAGUGAGUAGUGAGUACACAAACGAAACACACCACGUCGUCGGUCGGCCGUCGUAACCUUCGCUUUGGUCCCAGGAAGAAUACUGACUGGCUGAGUCAGAGUAGCAGCGAUAUUGCAGAAAGAUAGUAGUGGCCGUUCGAAACUGAUCCAAUAAAUCACAUAGCACAUAUGGUCAACCGUCAUCGUUUCGACAUGUCGUAGUAAAGUGGCGACAAACAAAGAAUCUUUCCCCCAAGUGUAUUUGUUGCUGUUUAAAUAAAAGCAAUUACUCACACCCAUCGUACACAACAAGUUCGAUAAGGAACGAAGAUGUCUUUACGGGCAAUACAGAAGCGGGAUAGAAACAAAUUAUCUGCCCAGGCCCAGGCCACAAAACAACAUCACCAGGCCUUUAUCAACAACAACAGCAGCGGUGCCAACAAGAUCCGUACCCUUGGCAGUAUUAGUACAGCUACUAGUCCGUCCGGUGGCCACCAUCAUCAUCAUCAUCACCACCAUCACGCUUCUUCAGGAGGAAACCCUGGGAAAAAUGAUAAGUGGAGAAAUUCCAACGGCAGCCUAUCGCAGUCUUCCUCGCUGAUCAACUAUUCGUCUUCAAACAGCCCAGAUCAGCCGCCGCUAACGAGCAAAAAACGUUCCGUCUCCUAUCCGACCCUAGCCAAGAAGGCACUUGACAACUCCCACGCCAAUUCGUUACGGUUCACCAAGUCCGAAAGUGAUCUCCAAUCGUACUGCACCGGAGCAGGAGGACCCAACCAUACCUCAUCGAACUAUUCGGCCAACAGUCAAAACAAUCUGCUCUAUCUGGGAGCCAAAUCGGAGGUCUGCCUCAAAACGUUAGCCGUCAAGAGUACCCAUCAACCGCCGGCGCCAUUCCGUAACAACGGGGCAACGAUCCGAUCCGGCGGCGGCAGAAUGUACGAAAGUAACCGGCGGACAUCGGACCUGGGAUCGAACAAAUUCGCGGGAAUGGACAACAGUGCCAAUAACCAUGCGGUCCGGAUUCCGAUCAUCGGUUACGAGGUUAUGGAGGAGCGAGCCCGAUUUACGAUCUUCAAACUGCGCAUCGAAAACAGCAUCUCCCACAGCUGCUGGCUAGUGCUGCGCCGAUACACCGAUUUCGUGCGGCUCAACAACAAACUGCGAACCCUGUACCCGCACUGUCAGCUGGUGCUGCCGCGGAAGAAAUGGUUCGGCGAUAACUUCAGCAGCGGCUUCAUCGACAACCGGAUACAGGGGCUGCAAACCUUCAUCAACACCAUCAUGGGCGAUGAUGCAAUGCGAACCAAUCCGGCGGUACGGGAAUUCUUCUGCCUCGACGAACCACCGGCCUAUUCCGAGAGCAUGGAGGAGUCGAGGAUAAUAUUCGAAGCUCAAGAGGAAACAAUCUCCCAUCUGAAGCAGCAGCUUCAGACCAAAGACGAACUGGUUGCAGCCCUGCAAGCCAAGCUAGCUAGUGAAAUUAAUAGGAAUAAAGUGUUGACCACUAUCAUAAGGAAUAGUUUUGAAAGUUGUCCCAAAUGUGCAACGCAGCUGGACAAUCAAUUGAAGGAAUCGACCUAUAGCAAGUAGGUUCGCGAUUUCUCCGAACCUCUCGACAUCAUGCUCGAGAUGGAUCACCGAUAGAACAUUUACCGGCAUCUACAGCCCCCGCUAUCAACCUUCUUUUACUUUAGUUUAAUAUUCAUAUCCUAGCUGCAUAAGAAUGUUAAAUUAUACAAAAGUAAUCUCGAAAACCGACCAAGAACGCGACAAUGCCUUACACCGUCCUCGUCCGAAAGGGGACGCUUACUCGUGGUACUCUAGUUUACAGUCGUACGAAACAACAAAAAAAAACAAAUAUUAAACAUAGAUCUUUAGAUAUAUGAGCAAAUUGUUAUAACGUUACAAUGUUUUUUGAUAGUUAGAAAUGCAUAUUUGAAAAAAAAACUCAUAAUAGUCACUUAAACGUAGAACCAUUUCUAUACCAUUUAUAUAGCACUAAAGUCGAGCUGAUUUCAAUAAACAUGAUCCAUUGGCACCGAA